This is a messenger RNA of Pyrus x bretschneideri (Chinese white pear), 1206 nucleotides long. Its product is annotated as alpha-galactosidase. Gene Ontology annotation, molecular function: hydrolase activity, hydrolyzing O-glycosyl compounds. The record is from RefSeq and is a predicted model, not a curated record. Gene Ontology annotation, biological process: carbohydrate metabolic process. NCBI's taxonomy places the organism in Eukaryota, Viridiplantae, Streptophyta, Magnoliopsida, Rosales, Rosaceae.
AUGACCCAACCCGGACCGGAUUCGAGGCAUUUCUCGCAACACCAACUGGAGUUUUCUGAGGUUCACUCCUCACCAUCAACGACGGUGUAUCAGCCGGUAUGGAGGAACUCGACGAGGCGGCCGGAGUGGGAGGCCGUGGGCGGCGAAGAGAGCGUUGAGGUCCAGGGAAAUGUCACUGGGGAUCAACGCAGGAAAUUUGUUUUGGACUAUACAUCAGCUGAUGCUCUUGUUUCGACUGACUUGGCAGCACUUGGAUACAAAUAUGUCAAUCUAGACGAUUGUUGGGCUGAAAGAAACAGAGACAAGAGGGGUAAUCUAAGAGCAAAAUCAUCAAAAUUUCCUUCUGGAAUCAAGGCCCUUGCUGAUUAUGUUCACGCAAGAGGUUUAAAACUUGGCGUAUACUCUAUGCUGGGUAAAUACAUUUAUUAUACUUGCAGCAAGACAAUGCCAGGCUCACUUGGGCAUGAAGAGCAAGAUGCAAGAACCUUCGCUGAAUGGGGUGUCGAUUAUUUGAAGUACGAUAACUGCUACCAUGAUGGUUCUAAACCUAAAAUUAGAUAUCCCAGAAUGAGUUCUGCAUUACGAAAGGCUGGAAGGCCGAUUCUGUACUCCAUAUGCAAAUGGGGACAAGAGGAUCCUGCAAAAUGGGCUGGUCGGUACGGCAACGCUUAGAGAAUUACAGGAGACAUUAAGGACAACUGGGAAUGUAUCACGUCGAAUGCAGAUCAAAACAACAUUUGGGGGAGAUAUGCAGGACCUGGGAAGUGGAAUGAUCCUGACAUGUUGGAAGUGGGAAAUGGAGGGAUGAGUUUUGAGGAGUACCGUUUUAGCAUUUGGGCUGUUAUGAAAGCCCCUUUACUUGUCGGAUGUGACAUCCGAUCUGCAAGCAAAGAAACUCUUCAGAUUCUCAGAAACAAAGAGGUCAUUGAUGUUAAUCAGGAUCCAGUCGGAGUUCAAGCAGGGAAACUGCGAUCUAAAGAUGGCCUAGAAGUGUGGGCAGGACCAUUAAGGAAAAGAGUGGUGGUAGUGUUGUGGAAUAGAGGCAGGCAUUAUUCAUUAGCACCUAUGACUAUGACAUGGAGGAAAGUUGGACUCUCAUCACAUACGUCUGUUGUAGUCCGAGAUAUAUGAGUGCACUCAUUUGCUUCAAGGAACAUGCAAACUAGGCUGACUGCAAAUGUUGCUCUUCAUGGUUGUAACUGGUAA